Messenger RNA from Triticum aestivum (bread wheat), 1103 nucleotides. RefSeq names its product RING-H2 finger protein ATL8. The transcript has a single exon. NCBI's taxonomy places the organism in Eukaryota, Viridiplantae, Streptophyta, Magnoliopsida, Poales, Poaceae. The coding region runs from base 301 to 813 and encodes 170 amino acids. The record is from RefSeq and is a predicted model, not a curated record.
GGAACCCCAAAGGGCAAAGCAGGAUCCACUUUCAAGUUCCAACUUCCAAACGAACCGCUCCACUGACCUGCCUACGACCCGCCCGUGCUCAUUCUUCGCAUUUUCCUCAAGACCAAAAGCCGACGAUCGCCUCCCCGCGCCAUCUCUAUAUAAGCCAGCGACCCAGCGCCUCCCAUCACACACUUCCUCCACGCUUCCUCCCCCGAGCUACGACGACGACCAUCGACUAGCCAGCCAGCUGCUCCUCCGCGCAACCCAGCGGCGAAGCUCGUGAGCUCAGCUCUCUCCCGCUGCCCGGACAUGGCGGCGAGAAGGCUCCUCGAGGAGGCGGCGGCGGCCGGCGUGCCGCAGGACUCGCUCAACUCGGACCUGGUCCUCAUCCUCGCCGGCCUGCUCUGCGCGCUGGUCUGCGUACUCGGCCUCGGCCUCGUGGCGCGGUGCGCGUGCUCCCGCCGCUGGGCCCGCGCCGCGGACGCCGCCCCGCCCGGCGCCAACAGGGGCGUCAAGAAGGAGGUGCUGCGCGCGCUGCCCACCGUCAGGUACGCCGCCGACGGCGGCGAGGCGUCGGAGGCGGACGAGUGCGCCAUCUGCCUCGCCGAGUUCGAGGACGGCCAGCACAUGCGGGUGCUGCCGCAGUGCAGCCACGCGUUCCACGCGGCCUGCGUCGACGCCUGGCUGCGCUCGCACUCCUCCUGCCCGUCCUGCCGGCGGGUGCUCGUCGCCGAGCUGCCGCGCGGCGAGCGGAGCGGCCGCUGCGGCGCGCGGCCCGGCGGCCUCGACGCGCUCCUCAAGGCGGUGCCGCUGUGCCGCUGACGUCGCUGUAGCUCCGCAUUAGUGGCGUGCGCACUCUGGACGAAAGGCCAAGGGAAAAGUGUGUCGAGGGAAAUUAGCCGGUGCAUAAGCUCACCGGCUAGCUUCUUAUUUACCUUUCUCUUGGCUUGGGGGCCUGCUGGGUGUUGAUUCUUUCUAGGUGUGGCUACUCUGGAAAUGGGAACCAUUGAGCAUGAAGGCGUGUGUACAUACAUAUUUGAUGGGGGGAUUUGUGAUUGUAACCUAUUUGUACAUAUGUGGAAGUUGCUAUAAAAACAUGCACUUGGCUUGAA